Molecule: messenger RNA, 1615 nt
Organism: Antrostomus carolinensis (chuck-will's-widow)
Lineage: Eukaryota; Metazoa; Chordata; Aves; Caprimulgiformes; Caprimulgidae
Gene: DNAJC11
Product: DnaJ heat shock protein family (Hsp40) member C11
Exons: 15
Coding region: 40-1605 (521 amino acids)
Biological process (GO): cristae formation
Source: RefSeq, a predicted model, not a curated record
UCUCAGGAAGAGCUGAAAGCUGCCUACCGCCGGCUGUGUAUGCUGUACCACCCCGACAAGCACAGGGACCCGGAGCUCAAAACGCAGGCUGAGCGGCUCUUUAACCUUGUUCACCAAGCUUAUGAAGUGCUUAGUGAUCCCCAGACCAGAGCCAUCUAUGACAUAUAUGGGAGGAGAGGACUGGAAAUGGAAGGAUGGGAGGUUGUGGAAAGGAAGAGAACUCCAGCUGAAAUCAGGGAAGAAUUUGAGCGUUUGCAGAGAGAGAGGGAAGAGAGAAGACUGCAGCAGCGAACUAAUCCAAAGGGAACAAUUAGUGUUGGAAUAGAUGCCACUGACCUCUUUGAUCGCUACGACGAAGAAUACGAAGAUGUGCCCGGGAGCAGCUUUCCCCAGAUCGAGAUAAACAAAAUGCACAUAUCCCAGUCCAUUGAGGCACCACUGACUGCCACGGACACAGCAAUACUGUCUGGUAACCUUUCCACCCAGAAUGGGAAUGGAGGUGGAUCGAUUAAUCUUGCUCUGAGACGAGUGACAUCUGCCAAGGGAUGGGGAGAGUUGGAGUUUGGAGCAGGAGACCUUCAGGGACCUCUCUUUGGUCUGAAGAUAUUCCGGAAUCUUACACCAAGAUGUUUCAUCACUACAAACUGUGCCCUGCAGUUUUCAUCCCGUGGGAUCCGCCCAGGCCUCACCACGGUCCUAGCCCGCAACCUCGACAAGAACACGAUGGGCUACUUGCAGUGGCGGUGGGGCAUCCAGUCAGCCAUGAACACCAGUAUUGUCCGGGAUACAAAAACCAGCCAUUUCACCAUGGCGUUACAGCUGGGAAUUCCUCAUUCUUUCAUGAUGGUCAGUUAUCAGCAUAAGUUUCAGGAUGAAGAUCAAACACGAGUGAAAGGUUCUCUCAAGGCAGGUUUCUUUGGGACCAUAGUGGAAUAUGGAGCAGAGAGGAAGAUUUCCAGGCACAGCAUUUUAGGAGCCACCGUCAGUGUUGGUGUUCCCCAAGGAGUGUCCUUGAAAAUCAAGUUGAAUAGGGCUAGCCAGACCUACUUCUUCCCUGUCCACCUAACAGAUCAGCUGCUUCCCAGUGCUGUAUUCUAUGCCACUGUGGGACCUCUAGUUAUCUACUUCGCCAUGCACAGGCUAAUCAUCAAACCCUACCUCAGGGCACAAAAGGAGAGAGAGCUGGAGAAGCAAAGGGAGAGUACAGCCAGUGACAUCCUUCAGAAGAAGCAGGAGGCUGAAGCUGCAGUCCGGUUAAUGCAGGAGUCUGUCCGGAGGAUAAUUGAAGCAGAGGAAGCCAGAAUGGGUUUGAUCGUAGUGAACGCCUGGUAUGGGAAGUUUGUUAAUGACAACAGCAGGAAGAAUGAGAAGGUGAAAGUAAUAGAUGUGACUGUGCCCCUGCAGUGCCUGGUGAAAGACUCUAAACUCAUCCUUACAGAGGCAUCCAAGGCUGGGCUGCCGGGUUUCUAUGACCCCUGCGUGGGUGAGGAGAAGAGUUUGAAAGUGCUUUAUCAGUUCCGAGGAGUUCUACACCAAGUGAUGUCAGCUGACAACGAGGCACUUAGGAUACCAAAGCAAUCUCACAGAAUCGAUGCAGAUGGCUAAUCUGGGGAGA